CAGGUAUUCGGAGAGCUUGAAUAUAUAUUCGGAUGUUUCAAGCUUAUGUUCAUCACCCUGCUCAUCGUCCUGAUGUUCUUCUUGUCCAUCAUUCAACCGCGCAGCGAUGCCUACUACAGCGAGCCGUUGGGCACCCGCUACUGGAACACGCCCUAUUCGUUCUUCAACCCGACGUACAUCGCCAAAGAUGAGGAUCUCAGGGUGCAGCAGGUCUUCACGGGGUCGCUCGGGACUCUCCUUGGCGUCUGGUGCGUCCACUGCCGCAAAUCCUGGUGGCCGUCGCUUUCCUCCCUCGUCGCGGACUUGAUUCGCCCUCCGGAUAACUGA
Thermothielavioides terrestris NRRL 8126 is the source of this 327-nucleotide messenger RNA. RefSeq lists its product as uncharacterized. The record is from RefSeq and is a predicted model, not a curated record. NCBI's taxonomy places the organism in Eukaryota, Fungi, Ascomycota, Sordariomycetes, Sordariales, Chaetomiaceae. The transcript has 4 exons. The annotation marks the transcript as partial.